AAGAAGGCAAAACAUUCAUCUCAUUGCCAUUGCGAUUGCACUCCCUAACACGAAUGUGUCAAGGGAGGUGUGAACAACAUUUGACCCCAACAAUUUGGUCCUGAAAUCUACCUUCCAUUUAUUUCCAUCAAGUGACGUGUCUUUUUUCUGGAUUGCUAUUGGUUGUAACCCCCAAACGAAGUGUUUAGUAAAUUUUUCCAAGCAAUGAAUGGGAGUGCUGGAGAUCCUGCUGGAUCUACUGAAGCCAAACCAUGGGAGCGGUCAUGGUCAACAGACGAAAUGCGUCAAAAUGCUCAUGCCUGGAAUUUAGCUGGUGAUACCGGACUUCUGAAGCAUUUGCAGGAAUUUUCACAGACAGUUCUAGCUCGCACUCAUACUACAGAAAAGGCUUUGGAUACCCUUGUUGAAGAAACAAGCACAUUGACAUCUGAUGUAAACACCACAAACAACAAAUUCUUGUGUCUCGCAAACACUCAAUUUGUUGAGAAUCGUGUAUAUGAUGAUGAUGACAAAGAAACUCCACAGGAUGAAUCUGUUCCUAAAACACAGUCUAAGGAGGAAACAGAAGCUAGGAUGCUUCAAAAAGUUCGGGAAGCCUUGUCCCUCAGUGUAGCUGUCCUUGAUACCAUGUUUGAACCUGUGGAAAUUCAAGCUAGUGAUUCAGAGGGUGAAAUAGAAACUGAGCAACAAGGAACCAAAACACUUAUUCUAGAACCUCAUAAUCCAUAUAUUCAUCGUCCAUUACCACAUCUUAUUGGAUCAGAGGCAUUCAUGUCUGACGACCAUAUUGGUCUGGCUGAUUCUCCCAGUGAUGAGGAAGAACAGUCCCUUAAAACUGGUGUAGACUAUGACAUGGAUGUUACAUCUGAUUCUGACAAUGACUUCACUCCCAUUGGUUCCAACAAAAGGAAAAUAGAUAUGUACUCAUCAAGAAGCUCUGUGUCCACGGGACCUGAGAAAAUUUCCCGAAAAAUUGAACCUACUGACUCUGUGCAAGGUGCAGGUAAUCCAAGUACAGAUGUUCCAGAACCAUCAUCAGUUCAAAAGCAUGGCCAGGAUAAUUUGUUUGCUUCCCAAUUAGCUGCAAAACUUGAUAAAAUAGCCCAUCCUGCUACCAGCUCUAACUUUACCCCAGAGAAAACUACUUCUGAUAAUCUAUUUGGUGGAGCUCUCUCUGAAAAUGAGGAUGAUGGCCUGUUCUCUGGAAACUCUGGCCUUUUCUCUGGCCGACCGAGACUCUUUGAUGAUUUAGAGAAUACUAACAACUCCCUUUGGGGGCCAGAUGAAGUUACUGAUUUUGUUGCAGCUAAGAAGGCAACUCUUGAAACUGAAAAUGUUGAGCAGCCCAGCAAACUGCCACCUAAAUCCGACAACCUGUUUUCAAGUAAUGGGUCCGAUGAGGAGGAUAGCCUUUUCUCUUUUGCCAAAUCUGGAAAAAUAGACCUCCCAAAACCAAGCCCAAUUCUUCAGAAACCCAAACCACAGAGACCAGGGAUAGUCACAAGUACACCUAACAAAGGAUUAGACAAUAGUAGUGAAACAAAACCGAGAUCAAUAAGCAAUAUUAAAGGUGAUUUAGAGAGGACAAGUUCUCAUGUUGUUGAAGACAAUGCACAAUCUCCCACAGUCCCAACUGUUCAAAGGGAAACUCCUGAUAAAAAAUUGGCUGGAGCGGUUCCAAUGUUUGGAAAGGCAAAUGUAUUGGAAGGGCUAAAAGCAAAGUUACCACGCCGACAAUCUUCGUCAUCUUCAGAAUCGUCAAGUAGUGAUCCGGCUGAAAACAGCUCGAUUCCAUCUGUAGAUCACACAUCUGAUGAAGUGAACAACUAUGAUCAAGGAUGGAACGGUAGUGCUAGCAGCUCUCAGAAAAGUCAAGCUCCAAGUCAAGGAAUGUCAUCGCCUGUCUUCAAUUCUACCAGUUUACCCAAAAAUGAAAUUAUUAAAAUCAAGAAAGAGCCGAGUUCAAUUUCAAGUGUGCCAAGUGCAAGUAACGAUGACAUAGAUGAUAUAUUUGGUAGCAAGCCUUUGACAUUCUCCCCUCCAUACUCUCAACCUAUUUCUGGAGGACUUUUUGCUGAUGUGGAUGAUGAGGAAGAUGAUCUGUUUGCUGUGAGCCCAGCACCUAAACGGACAGAGACAAAAGAAAUACCGGAUCACAUCAAAAAGCAAGUUAAUGAUAGUCUAUUGAAAGAGGAAGAAACAAAGCCAGUGAAUUCCAAUGAGGAUGCAGAAAGUGUUAAGCAGAUUUCUUCCAAACCCCCUCAAACAAUCGUAGCCCCAAAACCUGCCCCAGGAAAAAGUUUUACCCAUGAUAUAUAUAGUACAGUGCCACCACCUUUGAAAUCAGAGAACAAAAUCAAAAAGCCUGUCUCCUUAUUUGAUGAUUCAGACUCCGGUGAAGAUGAGCUUUUAUUUUCUUCUGCCAGCUCAGCUGGGUCAAGGCGUUCCCAGGCCUCUACAGAUAUAUUGUCAGCAGCUGCAGCUUCCUCUAUUGAGAAGAAAUCUCUCACAAAGAAAGGGCUAUUUGACGACGAUGAUGCUCUCUUUGGAAGUACUCGCAAUGAUCCUGAUGUUGAUAUAUUCGGUUUGUCCAAGAGCCCAGCUGAGUCCAAACCCCUUGGAGACAACAGAAAACUACCUGAUACUAGUUUAUUCAAAGAAGAGUCCUCUCCUGCAAUUGAUAAUAAUUCAUCGCUUCAGAAUUCCAGUGUCUUGAAUUCUGAACAUAAAGAUUUAUUGAAACCAGAACUAAAGCCUAUAUUCCAGGAUGAUUCAUUUGUACGAGACAAUUGUGAAAAAGAGAAUUUUGUGAAUUCCGAACCCACUUUGCCGAAAACCAAAUUAUUUGAUGCAGUAGACGGUGAUGAUGUUGAAAGUGACUUAUUCAGUGAUAUCUCAGUUCAUAAUAUUAACAAUGUUCCAUCAAGUGCCUCAACUUCAAAACCUAAUAAGGUACAUGACACUUCUCCCAUUGAAACUAGCCCUCCCAAGGCAUCAAUAGGGGAGCAAAUCAAAAAAAUAGGUGAAGAGAAUCAAUUGCCCAUUGACGAGGAACAAGUAUCAAAUGUAGAGAGAAACAGUGAAAAGUCCUUAAGUAUAAAAAAUGAAUCAUCACCUCAAAUAAAUGCUCCAUCUCAGCACAGGAAGCCAGAACCUCCAAGAACUCUCAACAUUAGAAAGGAAACAGAUCCAGGUCUUGGCUUAUUUGAUGAUAGCAAUGAUGAAGACGAUGACUUAUUUAGUUCAUCUUCGAAAAAGGAAUCCCAGAAACCUGCUCUGUUGCCUAAAGAGAGUGCAACACCUAAAGCAGCUGUUAAGCCUCUCACAGCUGUCAAGCCUUCAACAGCUGUUAUAUCAGAUACAACACCUGCCAAAAAAGUGGAUAUUCCUCAGGAUGAACCGAAGACGUUAGAUGUGGCUGAUGGCGCUGUCGUUAGUGUUUCGAAACUAAGAAAUACUCUUUUAGCUGGAGGGAAUGGGCAGCCUGGUUUGAAAAUUGAUCCUCGUGCUUUACUACCUGGUCAAAAGCCUCCACCGAGGCGAACUCCACCAAAAGAACAAACACCUGAACCAGGACCUACUGCACCAUCUAUAUCAGAAUCAAAAGAGCCGCCAGCGCGGUCUGCAGAAUCUGGUGUUGGGUUUGACCAGCAGGCACCAAUCAGUGCCACUUUGACAUCCGUUAACAAGGACCGAGCCAAGCUUGGAGUUAAAAGACGUCCACCUAGCAACAAGGCUCGAAGGGAGGCUGCUAGAGCCAGUCAGAAUUUGGAGCAAUCUGACAGGGAUAGUCCCUUGUCACCGGAUGCAUCUUCAAUAUGGACAGAUUCCAUUGGAGGGGUGAAUUCAAAUGGUAACUCAAACAACAGUGUAUUGUCCCCUUCAACUGAUGAGGAUGACUUAUUUGGAGUUCCCCAAGACCUGCCUGCUGAGUAUGAAGACCCAAGUUCAACAUCGGCAGAUAUAUUUAGUAGUCCUACCAUACUAUCCCCAGUGCCUCCAGUCAACAAUGACACUAAGCCUGAAAGGAGCAAUUUCACAGAUCAGAUCAAAGAAUUUCAGGACUCCCUCCAGAAGAAUGCGUCACUGUUCUUACCUCCUGAUGAUAUUGAUGAUGAUUCCCUCAGUGAUAAAUUGUUUGAUCCUGUGCUAGAGACAGCUCCUGUGGUCAGCAAAACCCCUGUGUUAAACUCUAGUACUGUGGUAAACUCAGCCCAUGUGGUUAAGUCAACUGAUGUGGUUGAUUCAUCCCCUCUGGUCAAUGCAGUUCCUGUAAUUGAUACAGCUCCUGUGGUCGAGGCAAGCCCUGUCGUUGACACAGCUCCUGUGACUGACUCAACCCUUGAUGUUGAUACAACUCCGGUGGUGAACACAUCUUCUGUGGCUAAUACAGCUCCUAUGGCUGUUGAAAAUGAAAAGACUUCAUCAACAGAAGACCAUUCAUCACAGAAGACUGUGCCUGAUCCAUCCUCAGUUCCAUCCCAACAUCCAAAAACGUCUCUCAAUGAUUCUCCAAAAUCAGUUCCUAGUAAAGAUGAAAGUGCUGCACCUGCUCUAGACCCACUGAAUAAACAAGAACAGACUACAAUGGAUGAAGAGAGUAAUCUGUUUGGAAGUGAUGAUGCAUCUGAGAGUGCAGAUGACAGUAAUGCACUGUUUCCAUUUGUCAAAAAGAAGCUUGAAAGCAAGCAGUCAAGCAGUCAGCCCCUUUUUUCCCAAACUCCAGCUCUUCCUUCUAAAACUGAUAUUUCUUCUACAAAGCCUAAUCUACGUGGUCUUGAUGAAAUUGAAGAUAAUGACCUAUUUUCCUCCACAAAUCAUAAAUCUCAAAUCCCAAUCAAGAAACCUCCUGUUUUACAAAACAAGGAAGUGAAAACUUGGAACUUUUCAGACGAAGAUGAUGAUGAUCUUUUUCAAUCCAGUUCAAAGUCGGGCCCUCUUAAUCCUUCUCAAAAUGCUGUUGCUACUAGCAAAGGCAAAAAUAGUGCAUCACCAGAGCCUUUUGUGUCAGAAAAGAUUACCAAGACUAUCAAAUCAUCUAAGCCUAAAGCAAACAAUGGUUUGUUCAGUGAUGAAAAUGAUGAUGAUGAUGACCUCUUUUCCAAACCACCUCCAUUGUUGAAGAGCAAGGUUAAAGAAAAAAACUCUAAGUCAUCCUUAUUUGAUGAUGAUGAUGAUGACUUGUUUGGAUCAAAACAGCCCAAAUCUUUUAAGACUCCCAAUCCAAGUAAGUUGGAGAAUAUGCCAGGAACAAGCACUCAGUCACAGGCUUCAUCAAAAGUCAAGAAAGGAAAUGUGAAUGUGUUUGAUGACCCCUUAAAGGCGUUUGAAAAUGAUUGAUUGUUUCUGUGACUACAAUCAUUUGGAACAAUGUGGGAUUUUUGCUGCUUGUGUUCACUUUUGUUUGUUUUAUUUCAGUGAUUCUGUUGUGUUUGUGUACCUAUUUGAUUUUUGAUCUGAUGAAAGUGCACUACCACUUUUGCUCAUAAUUUUGCCUCUGUAAAAUGAGAUAUUUUGUGAUUAUUUUUAUUCAAUAUAAAUAUUUUAUGGGGACAGAUGUUAGAUAGUAUUCAAAGGGAUUCAUUGUCUAUUUUCAUAUUGAGACUUUAUUUUGUUUUGUUACUGUGCUAUUUGAGGUGCUUAAAAAUGUUGAAAGGCUGCACAUUCCUUUACUUUUAUUUGACCAAAAAUGCCUUUUUCAAUCUUGUUAUACUAUGAAAUACUAGGAGCUAUUGCUUGCCGUUUUUUAAAUGGUCUCCAUUUGUAUUUUCAUUGAGUAUUUGUAUAAGUUUAUAUAUUUUUAUUGUGAAAACCAGUUUUAUCGUGCUCUUCUAGUCAGCUCAUAGAAUGCUGGUUGUUUUGGCAAGACUAUAUGGAAAAUACUCUCCAUGAUAUAAUUAUCAUUCCUUUAGAGCCUAGUCAUAUGAUAAUAUGGUACGUACUAAUGAUAUUUUUUGUAGUAGUGUAGAAAAUCUGAGUUUGAGCUGUGAUCAUGUAUUUAAUGAAUGACUUCAAAACUAUUCAGAAUGUGUACACGUUUCUUACACCCAAACAGUCUGUUUUCUUUUAAUUGGGGUUUAUUUUUCAUACUGUUUUCUUAGUUAAAUUUUUGCCAGAGUAAACAGCUUUUGAUCUGUUGUAGUAUGUUUAAGGCCUCCUUUUGCCCAUUUGCCGCAGAGGAUAAUCGUAUCUUGUUUGUGAACUCAAAUAUUUCCUCCUCCUUUUAGUUGUUCACCAAUCUGCAUUGUGUUCUUGUUUGAUUUCCAAUAAGGUUCUACACUCUGUGAUGAUGAUUAUCAUAGAGAAAAAUAUCUCUAUUGUUAUGUUGUAUAUAAUAAAGUAAUAUUGUAAUGUUA
This is a messenger RNA of Thrips palmi, 6356 nucleotides long. RefSeq names its product WASH complex subunit 2 (gene FAM21). The transcript is spliced from 16 exons. Lineage: Eukaryota; Metazoa; Arthropoda; Insecta; Thysanoptera; Thripidae. The coding region runs from base 205 to 5340 and encodes 1711 amino acids. The record is from RefSeq and is a predicted model, not a curated record.